AUGGCUCAAUACUAUCAAAUAGCUGUGGGACAAGGACAUCCAUUGACUCUAGAGGAAUUACAAAGAUACUGUCCAAAUAUAUGUUUAGAUGGCAGAAUAGUAGUUAACCAAGAUGAUCAGCAAUAUGCACAACAGCAAGUAGUUGUCCAGCAAGCUGAUCAACCAAACGACAUCAUAGUUAGUGAAGGUGUUCAAGUUCAACCACAACUAGUUGUUGGAGACAACGGCUUACAAUACCAGCAACAGUAUAUUAUUCGUCAUGACCAACCUCAACCCCCACCGCCAGCACAAAAUCGCUCUGAUUUUCAACAGCAACAACAGCAGCAAUCUCAACAACAGCAAACACUACUUCGACAUCAAGUGUACUACACAUCUGAUUUACCUGUGGAUGCACAAGUUGUCUUGCAACAAGCCCCACAAAUUAUUGAUGCAUCACUGAUGCAACAGCCAUCUACACAGCGUUCACAUCUGGUGAAUCCAGUACAUGUGCUUCCGUCCCCAACGGUGCUACAUCCGAGCCAGCAGCCCCCACCUCAACCGCCACCCCCGCCGCCGCCACAACCUCCUCAAGCUCAAUCUCAACAUGGCACCCAGAAUCAAUCACCGCAACAACAACAGCAACAGAUGUCUCGUGCCUCGCCCCAACUACUUCAGCAACUUCAACAUCAUCAAAUCCAGUUUCAGCAGUUGCAACAACAACAGCUGCAACAACAGCAACAGCUGCAACAUCAAUUGCAGCAGCAACAACACCCAACGCAACAUCAGCAACACAUGCAAUCUCAACAAAUCCAGCAUCAACAAGUUGUUAUGCAAACUGCAUAUAUAAAUCAGGCUGGUACACCAACGCGACCUCCUCCGCAACGAUUGCUAAACCAAGCGCUAAGCAAUAAUGCAGUGACGUUAGUACGUACGCCAGUGAGGACUGUUAGGCCACGGAGAACUCCAGCAGUGCGCAAUCCCUUAAACGCUUCACCUUUACAAGUGCCGGCUCGCCUUCUCAAUCCACAAAUAUUACAACAGCAAGGGCAGGUUCCGACUGUGUCUGGAGCGGGGAGUGGGGUCGGUCGGGGAACAAUGAGUCCCAGUACAGGGCGAGCACGUACUCCUCGGCCAGGGUCUCCGCGAGUGCUUAACUCGCAUGCAAACCAUGCACAACAUAGGCCACCUCGACCACGAACCCCAUUAUUACAACAACAACAGCAGCAACAGCAACAACAUCAGUUGGCGCAACAUCUUUUGGGACAGCAAGUGCAACAACAACAAUUAAAUCAGUUGAAAUUAACCCAACAACAACAACAAAUCAUUCUUAAUCAAAGCCAAUCGCACGGUCAAGCCGCGCGCAUCAUAACCCCUCAAGGAACUAUCGUCACGCAGUGUCUAAACCAAUCGUCUCUUCCCCAUCAAGUAAAUCAAAAUAGUGGCCCCCUACAACAACAGAAUAGUAACAUACAACAACAACAUACCUCAGCGCCGCAGAUGCAACAAAUAAAAAAAGUUGUCGUGCAAACAAGCAACGCGAAUGUCAUGGACGAUCUCGAAGAAAGUAUUACCGCUGCGAUUGUUCAGAAAAACAUUGUCACAGAUAGCGCGAAUACGUCGCAGCAGUUCCAUUCCGCCUCGCCUGUAAGACAGGGACAUACUGUAGUAACUCAAGCCGCCAUUGCCAGUGGAGCUGGACAACACCAAAUAAAUUAUACUCCUCAAUUUCAACAACAAGACAACGUGUUAAGAUUCGAAAAUUCUCACGUACCACAGGCGCAACACCACCAGUCGCCCCAACAACAACAGAUCGGCCAAGUAAUGAUGGAGCAUGAGGGUCCGGAUGAAGAAAGACAAUUACUUACACUAUCCAACGGACAAAGGAUAACGAUAGCCGAUUAUAGGCGUUUGCAAUCAUCGCGUGUUAUGUCACAACAUCAUUUACAACAAAUACAGCAGCAGCCAAGGGAAACUGCGAGGCAGACGCUAGUGAAGAGCAAAGAACAACCUAGGCCCGUGCAAAGAGUUCAUCCGAUGCAAACGCAGCCAACAGCCCCACAUUCUGAAAUCAACGAAGCGACAAGUGGACCUUCAGAGCAAGCGGCGGAACCUCAAUCAGCUAAAAUGUUGAUUUUUCUUCAGAAUGGGGAACAGAGGCUUAUUACUUUUACUCUGCCUAAAGAGAGUUGUACUUUGCAAGAAGUAUUAGAACAGGUUAAUGUUCCAUUUACGGAAGAUACUCAUAUACAGUGUAUGCAAAAUACCGCAAGCGAAAUUGAUUACUUCGUGUCGGUAGGCUCUACCACAAGAAUAGAAGAAAUGUUAGAGAAUCAUCCUAUGUUGGUUGGCGAUCUGUCAAGUAGAAAUUCUCCCAGUGUAGUGACGCAAUCUCAAAGUAGUGAAAUGUCGACGCCAGAGAAAUUACCUUGUCCUGAUAAUUCAAGUAGUCCGGAGUCCCCUAAAUCCCCUCAACCCCGCUACGUGGAUGGAAAGUUGGCUGUGUGUAAAUCCUGUGGAUAUAGUGGUUUUGACUUUAAUCGCUGCCAGAGGUGUAAACGUGUCUUCACAGAGGAACCUAAAAGCGUACCGAUAGCAAGUAAAAAUAUGGAACAGAAGAAAAAGGAAAUUGAGAAGACCUCAUUAGAAAAACAAGCUUCGUGCGGGGAUACCAUUAAACUAAAUCUACUUAAACAUAACGCAAAAAACUUAAAUAACAAAGCGAUUGUUCAGGAAAAGAAACCAGCUAGAGUAAGAAAACCUAGAGGAAAGCAACCAGAUCCUGAACCAGUUAUAUUAACUUUGAGUUCAGAUGAAGAAGAUUCCAACAGCUCUAUGUUGAGUAAUCAGAUAGAACAGCAAAUGCAUACUAAAGAGCCUUCCCUACUUGAAAUUGAAGGUGGUACUUCUGAUAGCAGUAUCAGCUAUGAUAUGAAUGAUGAAAGCCGGGAAGCGAUUAGCCAAAGUAUGUCUACUAUCCUCUCAUCAUUUAAAUGUAGGACAAUUCGAAUCGGAUCAUAUAGGUACACACCUAAAGAAAAGAUUAUCAUAUCACCCCGUGGAAUUAAAAUUGUUGCUCCGUCAUUAAAGAAUGAAUCCAAAGAAGUUGCCCUACAAAUACAUUCUAAAGAAAUAGUAAGGUUAUUGGUUCACUUUGGCAAAGGCCUGCCUGUAAUUUUCUUGUACACUACAAGUAAAUGUGGUAUUUAUAUAAGGAAAAGCUUGGACAUGGUUGAUGAAUCAGGUCUAUAUUACAAUCCUACCUCAAAAGUAGAUGCAUAUAAAAGAAUAACUUUAUUACCCGAUGUAAUAACAGAAGAAACAAGAGCUGCUUUUGUUAGUUUGUUUGAUAAAGUCAUGGUUGAUCUCUCCACAAAAGAAGCUAAUGAUAUUUUAGUACGGACUUGUCCAAAAGAGAGUAACAAUGUUACAAAAGUUACUACAAGAUCUACAAGUGCUUCCAGUGCUACGUGUGGAAAGAGUAUUAAUACAGCUGAGCAAAUCAGACAAAUACUUAUUUAUCCACCAGGCAAAGGUGGAAUACCUAUAAAUACAGAAGAUUAUAUGUGUUUGGCACAAGAUCAAUUUUUAAAUGAUGUCAUCAUUGAUUUUUAUCUAAAGCACCUAGUUCAUGAUGUGUUAACAGAUAGACAAAGGGAUAAGACUCAUAUUUUUAGCACAUUCUUCUAUAAAAGGUUAACUACAAAACCAAGUAAGGUUAAUAGAAGUUCCAAUCCCAUGGAGUGGGAUAAUAGUUUAACGCCAGCACAAAAACGUCACGCAAGAGUCAAAACUUGGACGAAAAAUGUCAAUAUCUUUGAUAAAGACUUCAUCGUAGUUCCUAUUAAUGAAAACUGCCAUUGGUUUGUUGCUAUUAUUUGUUUUCCAAGUUUAGAUGGUUGUCGAAGCAUGAUUGAUAAUAGAAUCGUAACAAUACAAGCAAGUAAAAGAAAAGAACGUAAAUCUUCAAUGCAAAUAGGUAGCACAACAAUAACUCCAUUAACUAAACAAGAACAGGUUACUUUAAAUUGUGAUUCAGAUAAUUUGAGCGAGCGUGAUGAAGCAGAGGCUGAGGAAAGCGACUUGGAUAUGCAAUGCGAUUCUGAAGAAGAGGAAGCCGAGAAGCUUGUUGAAAAAAAACCAGAAGUCCCUGUUGUUAGAAAAAUUGAACCAGUUAAGCAGCCAUGUAUUUUAAUAUUUGACUCACUGGCGGGUACAUCAAGAUCAAGAGUUGUAGCCACAUUGCGGGAUUACCUAACCUGUGAAUAUCAAGCAAAGGUAUCAAAAAAUAAAGUGUUUAAUAAAGAUAAUAUUAAAGGAAGUUGUCCAAAAAUCCCACAACAGAAUAAUUUUACAGAUUGUGGAUUAUACUUACUACAAUAUGUUGAACAAUUUUUUAAGGAUCCGGUGCUAGACUACAGUUUGCCUAUAAAACAAUUGACCAAUUGGUUUGAUGAAAUUGUUGUCACAAGGAAGCGUGAAGAAAUCUCGAAUUUAUUGAAAUCAUUAAUGAAUACAUAUAAUCCAGAUUCGCAUUUAAACCUACCUGAUAUUACAUUCCCCACAUUAAAUGGAAAAUUAAUUGAAACUGAAGAUCAUGCUGACGAUGGUUCAGGAAGUGAAAAAAGCAGUUCAAGUAAAGAACAAAAAUGUGACUUAAGGAGUACUGAUGGAGCAACACUCACUUUUGUAAAGCAAAUGCCAACAGGAGAAUUAUUAGUGAAGAGAAAUUUUGCUGACUCCACAGAAACGAUUCAUUUAAGAAAGACGAUAAGACUUUCAAGUGACUCAGAAAAUAGAUCUGUGAUGCAAAUAAAGCAAGACUUUAUUAAGAAAGGAGACAAUGAAAAUCAAUUAAUUAUACCUAUCAAACUUCACCCUAGCAAUGACAUAAACGCGUUAAUAGUAAAUAAAAGUAAAACUAUCGGUGAUAAAAAGCAUAGUGUACAUAAUCAAAAUGUUUCCAACAUGAACUGUGUUCGACAAAGUGUUAGUGAUAGUGACAAUUCAUUUCUUAAGACAAGAAGAAUCAAUAAUAAACUAGAAGAUAUAAUGACUGAAACUAUUAAAAAGUUUAAGAAGAAUGAAUGUUAG
This is a messenger RNA of Leptosia nina, 5070 nucleotides long. Lineage: Eukaryota; Metazoa; Arthropoda; Insecta; Lepidoptera; Pieridae. The record is from the annotation of a GenBank genome assembly.